UGUGUGAACACGCGACCAGAUCAUCCUGUUACUCCUCACUGCGAGUGGUCAGUGUUGACAGACAAUGCCCAUCUAUUCAAUCAAUACUGGUGCCAGUCGGUACUGUCUCAAACAGUGUAACAGUAUUGUAAUAAAGAUGUCCAGAAUGGGAUGUCUAUUGAGGAUGAAUCGUUGGGGCGGUAAUCUCUUGAAAAAAUGAUUUGCUUCCAAGGUUUUUUGCAGCUUUAUUAUCGUUACAAAAUGUACCGAAGGAAAACAUUUCACCUCCCGCCUGUCAGCUCGCAGGAUGACAAAACAGAUAUAACUGCCAAAAGCAAAUUUUCUGUCUUUAAAGGCCUUCUCUUGGCCAUGCUGUCUGGGGUCUUCUAUUCUGCUGCGGCUGUUAUUGUGAAACAAAUGAAGAACCUACACCCGGGCCAACUGUCAGUGUAUCGAUUCAUUGCCAUUUUAGUGAUGUCAAUGCCUCAGACUGUGAAAUGUGGUGAGAAUCCUUUCGGGCCAAAGGACCUUCGCUUACUUCUUGUGCUUCGAGGAAUUUUCGGGGCUACAAACUUGUUCCUAAACUUCCUAGCAUUUCGUUACCUACCCCUUGGCGAAGCAGCCGUCAUCAUAUUUAGUGUUCCAGUAUUCGUGACAGUGGCAGCGAGGAUAUUUCUCAAAGAACCCUGCGGUAUCUUCCAGUCAGUCACGGUGUUCCUUACGGUCAUUGGAAUCAUCUUCACGGCAAAAAUCCCAUCCCGCCUCAUGGGUAAAGCCUUUGUCUACACUAGUGAGAACAUUUUUGGUCUUUUGGCAUCAGUUGGGUCCUUGUUGUUCAGCACUUGCCGGUUCAUAGUCAUCAGGAAGGUGAAAAGCGUGCACCAUGCAGUCAUCAUGUUCAACUUUGGUUGGGUGGCCAUCAUAGAAACUGUCACUUUGACCCUCAUCAUCGGAGAUUUCCAGUGGCACAAAUGUGGUGUCCAGAGCUUUUACAUUUUGUUAUUGGGACUUUUGAGCUACGGUGGUCAGACCUUGUUGACUAUGGCUUUGCAGUGCGAACUUGCUGGACCUGUUUCGACAAUGCGAGCUGCAGCAGAUAUUGUUCUGGCAUUCAUGUGGCAAACUUUCUUGUUUCAUGACAUUCCAGAUGGAUUCAGUAUUACGGGUGCAGUCUUGGUGGGAUUUUCAGUGGUUUUCGUGGGUCUGAGAAAGUGGGUGUCUUCGCUGCCAGAAGAUUCUCCGUUGCACAAGAAAUUAAGAUGGAUCGUUUCAUGAAAAAUAACCAACAGACACUUAUUGUAAACAUUCCACUGCAAAUAUUUUUUAAAGGCCAAUAAAAUUGUGUAUUUUUGACCAACAAUAGAGUGAUUAGUUUUGAAACGAUUUUUGGCUUCAAAUUUUCCAUAGUCCCAUUUGAAACUGAAAUUGCAUAACUAAUAUAAUAGUAUUUAUUUGAUAUGUUAAAUAUUUUUGAGAGAGAAUUCAGAUUAUUAGAAAUCUUUAUUGCAAGCUUUUUAGUUUACCAUGAAAACUGUCGUGAAAUUUUGAAAAGCAGA
Molecule: messenger RNA, 1535 nt
Organism: Argiope bruennichi
Lineage: Eukaryota; Metazoa; Arthropoda; Arachnida; Araneae; Araneidae
Product: solute carrier family 35 member G1-like
Exons: 2
Coding region: 196-1254 (352 amino acids)
Cellular component (GO): membrane
Source: RefSeq, a predicted model, not a curated record